Messenger RNA from Aplysia californica (California sea hare), 3568 nucleotides. RefSeq lists its product as uncharacterized. Bases 103 to 1665 code for a protein of 520 amino acids. The transcript is spliced from 14 exons. The record is from RefSeq and is a predicted model, not a curated record. Lineage: Eukaryota; Metazoa; Mollusca; Gastropoda; Aplysiida; Aplysiidae.
UGCGACACGUCGCCAUGUUGUUUUGUGUUGUUUUUAUUAAUGGCGGACAGAGUUGAGUGAAGUCUGUCACUGUACAGGUUGUUGUUCUGCGUACAAACCUUAAUGGUGGAAGGAAAACUUGAUUUAGCCAUGCAUAACAGGGGUGGUUUUCCAGUGAAAAACGUGCUAUAUGCCGUAUUUUUGUUGUUGCUAGUUUAUAUGGUCUUUUUGUACAAUGGAUCUCAAAACAAGUUGAAGGAAAUGGAAGCGUUAAGUGAACGAUGCCGUCGAGAGGCGGGCGAGCGAGUUGCUGAAAUUCAAGAUGUCAACAGAGCAAAGGACCAGCUUGAAGAAUCUUGUCAAAAUGAAAAGCAUGAAUAUGACAAUAGGAUCAAGUCUAUCAACCAGCAACAUUCAAUGCUCCAGAGCCAGUUCAAAGAAACGGAAGCGGACCUGAUGAAGCUGAAGAACGACAUGGACAACUUGCGAUCGGAGCACAUGCAAGCGGAGACCCAGCACGCCUCAGAGUACCAGCAGUUCAAGCAGCAGAAGGAGAUAGAGAUCUCCGAUUUGAAAGACCAGCUGGUCAACCGCGACAAACGUAACGAGGAGCUGUCCCAGUCGGUCGCCGCCCUGCAGCAGCAGAUACAGAGUCUGCAGUCCAUGCAGAAGUCCAAUAUCUCUGAUGCAGAUGUUGAAGAGGUCCAGCAGCAACAGGAGCAGCAGAGAGAACAAGCCGUGGAGCAAACUUUGAGGAUUGCGCAGGCACAACUGCAGGAGGAGCAACUACACAAUGAGAAUCUCAGACAAAAUUACAGUUCCUUGCAGGACGCCCAGCAGAAACUGAUGAUCCAGAACUCGCAGCUCCAGCAACAGAUCCAGACCCAGCAAAACGCAGCCGCGCAGCAGAACGCAGCAGCACUGCAGAAUGCAGCAACGCAGCAGAACGCAGCAGCGGGCAACCCGCAGCUCUUGCAGCAGCAGAACUUUCUCCCGCAGGCCAACGCCGUCCUAGGUCGCGCGCAGCUGGGCAGCCACUUUGUGAACAACAUGCAGAUCCCUCAGGUCAAAGUUAACCAAGGACUGGGCCAAGGUUUGACAGACGGGAGUGACAACCAGGCAGCUCAGACACAGUUUGGCGGCCACCCAGACUUGAACCCUGCCAAUCUGGACGGGAAUAACGAUGCCCUGGCCCGAGAAAUUGAGAAGGCCGUACCCCACCUAGAAGAUCUCAAUGCUGCUCAUCAAAUGAAACCACCCAACAAUGACGCCAACGUCGACAACAACAACAACGAUGCUGCCAAGGAUGAGGAUGGCGCUGGAGAUGGAAAAGACGACCGAGGCGUGAACCCCAACGACGAGCAGAAAGACCAGAUCCAGGAGCCCAACCUGGACGCGGCGGUGGACCGUCAGGAGGGCGGCGGCGAGGAGGCUGGGGAGGCGCACAUGGACGUGAGAAACAUGGAGGAGGUGCGAGCUGCCGACGUGCGGCAGGAGGAGGAGGACGGAGCCUUCCAGAAGCCGCAGAACCCGCUGGCGCUGGGCCAGAUGGAGGAGCCGCAGCUCCCACACGUGGACAACAACGAUGACGACGAACAGCCGGCCGACGGGAACCUGGACCAGCAGGGACCACCGAUGCUACGCGAUAAUAAUGAUGAGAACAAUGCGCAAGGGCGCGGCCUCUAAGCUGAUUGCUGCUCACAAGUUUCUAGGUGGUGCCUGAAGGUCUGGAUUCUUUUGGAUAUGGAAAAGACAGAAGCUGUUUCCGGGAUUUCUUUGUUGCCAAUAAUGAUAUAAUAUAUGGAUCUGUCGGCCUUAUCCAACGUGGAUAAGUCUUCUCUGCGAUCAAAUUCUGGACUGAAAGAAGAUUAAUGCAGCUCCACCAACAGUCGAUUUUCUUUCUUUUCGUACAAUGUUGCUAUUCAGUCUUUGUUUUCGUAGAUUUUCAAUGACUGGUCUCAUAGUCAGGACUUAAUGUUUUCUCCAUGAUUUCACAAUAUAUUAUUUCUUUCUUUCGAUAUGUGUUUAUAUCACUUUGACAACUGGACAAAUUGAUUUAGCAUAGGGAUUUUUUGCUCAUUACAUGACUCUUUACAAUGCAGAGCUGAUAUUUCCAUUCUUUUUAUUUACAGCUAUAUCAAGCUGAUUUUUUUUUCUACAAGUAAUAGCCAAAAUUUAAAAAGUACAUUAUCAUUAGCAUAAUUCAGUGCUUUUUUCUUCUUUUUUUUUUUUUUUAGUUCGGAGCAGGUAGACGUUUUUGUACGGAUUUUGUUGCCACUGUUUAUGUUUGACUUGCAAAUAUAUGAACUUGAUUGAAUGCUGUAAUGUCGUAGCUUACAUCGUCAAGUUUGAGCAGCUGGUUAUGAGUUGAGAAUGUACUAAUUACUGGAUGGAGGUGCUUGGGGAAAGAAUGGACAUGAUGAUGGUGAUGAUGAUGAACGGAUUAGUGGCGUGUCUGUAUCGUUUGCAGGGUGUCCCAAAAUGUCUUAGUUCAUUGACUAACAGCUUGGGCCAUGGAGAACGUCAGAUAAGGAUAACUGACAUUUGUUAAACACAAAUUCCCACACAACGGCAAGCUCUGUGUGCACUUUACAACCUAUUUUAUUUGAUUACCCAUGUAGGCCUACACCUAAUAGCAUUCUGAAACAAUCUCAACUUCCGGGGAAGCUUUCAUUACAAACAGACACUAGCUGGGAGGCGCAAUAGAUGUGUGCUGAAGGUUGACUUUGCCAUUGACGGAAAUCAGCCCGCAGCAAUAGCUGCGCUGUUGUAGGAAGAAAUACUAUUUACUAUAUACUAUAUUGUCUCACAAUCGAAGGUUGUGAAAGAAUGAGCUGGUCGAAGUGACCGUACGUAACUUGUGUGUGGUCUAAGGCAACAGUCAGCACAGCAGUGCCUCGUGGGAACACAUAGUUAUGCGAACAUCUGUUGAAGUUUGUGUCUAUUUCUUGAUGCUCUUUUUUUUUUUUUUAAGUUCUUUUUAGUCCCAGCUGUUGCUUAAUGAUGGUCCAAGGCUUUUGGAAUGCUCCUGAAUGUCAUGUAUUUUUUCUUUAGUUCAACGCGUUAUGGUGAUGGGUAUUUCUGUGCUGUCGAACCUGCCGUGCUGGAACCUUAUUCAGGACAGAGUCUGCUCAGUCCUCCGUUUAUACAUUCCUCUGUACUACACAACCCAGAUACUAGACGAGACGGAGAAAGUGGGUGGGUGGCGGGUGUUCUGGUAAAACUAAACUAAAAAGCUGUCAGUGGUGAAAAAUGCUUUGCCCGGUGGGUCCUGGGUUGGAAUUGAAACUCCCAACCAAGUUUGGUUCUACUGGCUCUGACUUUUAUGCCACCCCCCCUCCCCACAAACUCCCCCUUCCAUGGUUCCCUUAUAUCUAAGAUAAAAUAGGUUGCUGACAGAGUUUUGUUCUUGCUCCCUUGGGACUUGUUCUAGUACAGGUUCGACUGUACGACUUGUGUAUUUAUGUCGCAAUUCAUACAUCAUUGUGUGCAAAAGUGAGAUGAGCUACGUGAUUUUGAGUGGGAAAAAAGAAAACCAACUUUCUGUGAGCAGGAAGUUUUUGCCUUUUGAAAAGAGAGAAGAAAAAAA